Messenger RNA from Symbiodinium sp. CCMP2592, 4560 nucleotides. NCBI's taxonomy places the organism in Eukaryota, Dinophyceae, Suessiales, Symbiodiniaceae. The record is from the annotation of a GenBank genome assembly.
AUGGCAGGAUCCGCCGUCAUGCUCGACGAUCCCGCCGCUUUCACGGGCCUUCUCACUAGAUGGGCGGUCCCGGAUGCAGUCAAGGACAAGCUUCAUGAUGCAGGCUACAACACCAUGGCCCUUCUGGCACAUGCGCUUCCGUCUUUGGAUGACCUCGAGGCCUUUGUUGAGUCUUUGCUAGGCAGAGCAGUGGGUGCGGACCCGACGGUCCCCAUUUUCUCUCCGGAGGCGGCUGCCCUUCGUCGUGUGCUUAAAGAAUGCAUCAACCUGGCAGGGCCGGCCGGUGCUUCGUCCCCGGCUGCACCGACCCCGGCAGCUGUGAGACCUAAACUGCAAGCUGCGGAUGUCCAAUCGCUUGUGGUGGAGUUCUCGCGCAAAUAUCCUUCGGAACUCCUUCGCCCGGAGGUCAUGCCAAGUCUGCCUUUCCUGAAUGCGGUCAAGGAUGCGGUCGACUCUAAGCAGCUCUCCUGGAUUUCAUGGCGACUUCGAACGAGUGAGUCAGAUGAACAGGCUCUCACCGAGCGUCGCAAACCGCGCACGGACUCGCAGAUGCUACAGUCACUGCUCGGUCCGGUCUCGGAUGAACUUGUGGUGGAUGUCCCGCAGCACCUCCCCCUUGAAUCGGUGAUUCGUCGCUACCCUGACCGCAUGUCUUAUGCCCUUGCGGUUCUGGAUGCGUGCCACUUGUUGACUCUGAAGAAACUCUCGGAGAAAUUUGUGAGCCUGGCGACGGCGACCCCGAUUGACCGUUCCCUGCGAGGACCCACGCUGGCAGAGGCUAUGGAUGCCGAUCGAGUGCUUUGGAGUGCCAUCUGCUCCUUGCAGAAGGAAUACGGGUGGUCUUUGCAGGAUUGUGUCUCUGAACUGACACAUGUACGAUCGGACCUUCACAACGCUUUGGCUCCGCGGCCGAAGGUGCACCAGGGUGGAGGUGAGCCUCGCGGCAAACGCCAGCGCACUGAACCGCCGCCCGCUCCGCAUCCAAAUCCUCGAGCCAAAGCCAAGAGCAAGGCCAAGCCACGCAAGAGUGGGGAUGCGGGUCCCUCCAAAGAUCGCGUCUCCAUCAGCAACUGGCCGAGCAAUUGGGCUCGCCAGAUCGGCGGGGCAGCGGUGGAGGAUGGCAUGGACCUUGAUCCCCCGCCUGAUUUUGCCCCUGUGGUCUCUGGGACCUCUCAGUCUGAUGCUGAGUCCUUUGCAGAUUCAAUUUUGUCCGGAUCAGUGGCCUUAUCGUGUACAAGCGUUGAGAGGCUCGCUGACCUUUUGCUGCAAGAAGCACCUGACCUUGACGAUCGGUUCUCUAGUGGGGCUUCUGUCUCGGCUGGUCUUUACCAUCGGAUCAAGGUUGGCCUGCGCAAGGUAUGCGGGUCACACCCUGCAUCGGUGCGAGUUCUGAAUUCGCUCAUUUCUUCAAUAUCACCGGGGUUUUUCCAUUCAUCUUUUGUCUUGAUCGACGGCAUUGCUUCAGAGGCGCACUGUGAUACAGCCAACUCGGACCUGCCCAAUGUGGUCAUUCCCAUCUCUUGUUUCUCCGGUGGUGAGUUGCGGGUUGCGCACCCCUCCGGGGCUGAUGUGAUGAUACAUGAUGGCGUCAAGCACCCGGCUGUCUCUCUGCCUGUGUGUCGCGGCCCGGUGAUCUUCACUGCAUCGUCUUGCCUUCAUGAAGUCCUGCCCUUUGAAGGUGCUUUGCCCAUUGCCCCUCGUGCUCUUGCACUCACUGAGGAGCAGCGGGAAUUGCUCCCACGGCCAAAUUCUGUCAGUGCGGUCGGUUCUGGCCACCAACUCCGGACAGGGAUUUGCCCUGACUUGCCCCAAUUGCCCGAUUCCGACUUUAUCUGCGACUGCAAUUCGGGGCGUUUCUUUCUGGAUAUCUGCUCCGGGGCCGGGGCUCCUGUCAGCGCGGCCAUGCAAACCUUGGGCAAGGACUGCUUCCAACCAGUGGACAUCAUUCAUUGCCAGGAUUUCGACCUUCUGGAUGAUGAAUUUUUCGCUCAACUCCUGGCGCUCUGCUCCAGCGGCGUGGUGGGAGCGGCCAUAGCGUCUCCGCCCUGCGGGGAAUUCAGCCUUCUCAAACUUCGACCGGGCGGACCACCCCCGUGCCGCACACCGGAGGAGCCGCUCGGGUGUAUUUCCAACGAUUGGCAUCAAUCUAUGGUGGCUCAGAACAGUGCUCUACUUCAUGAUCGAUGUCGGGAGCUUCUCUCCAGUGUCGCGGCUCUGGGAGGCUGCAUUGUUUUUGAACAGCCGCCAUCUUCCAUGACUUUUUUGACAGAGACAAUGCAACAGUGGAUUUCCAGCACACUUUCCUUCGGUGCCCAAGUUGCAGCCUGUCAUCACGGCAUGGAUGUGUCCAAGCGCUGGCUCUUCUUGUCCAACAGGCCGGGCAUACUCGACCUCGCGUCUGAGUGCCAUCACGGAUCACAGGCGCACAAGGCUGUGUGGGGGAUUCGAGCAGAUGAUGGAAGUUUCCUUAGCCGAAUGACGGCUGCGUACCCGGAAUCGCUGGCGGCCGCUUUGGCUGCGCUUCUGGGAAGGUACACUUCGUCUCAGGGCCGGCUGCUUCCAUGUGCAGAGCGGCGCUCUGUUCUCCCCCUGGACCCGUUUUGGCCUCAGCUGGGUCGCCGCAUUGAGGAUGGGGCAGGUGUCAAUAGUACAGCGUGCUGGAUUACUCCCCAAGCCGAUGACCACCUUGCAGGCCUUCGCAAGAAGUGGACGCAGCGUCUGGUCGGCGGUCGUCUCUGUCUCCGCAUCUGUUCCACGUUGCGAGCUGGUACCGAUUGUCCACCAAUCAGCGCGGAGGAGCUUCAGCCCUUUCUCGAUGACCUGUGUUGCUUUUGUGAGGUCCCUGCAACAGAGGUCGAGAAUUUUCUGUCGAUUCAACCGGGACAGCCUUUCCGCUUGAACGUCCUGGAGAAACUGCUGGCUGUUACUAAAGACCCUGAAUCGGAUCUAUGCCGGCAUCUCCGGAAAGGUGUGCGCAUUGGUGUGGACCACGAACUGCAGCCCUCGCCUCAUUGGCCACUUCGCACUGCAGAUCCGAUUGUGUCGGACCUCGUGAUUUGCGAAGGUUCUUGGAAAAGUGCCUCCGACCACCCGGAUCAGGUCCGGGAGCUCCUGGCCCAGGAAAUCGCUGAAGGCUGGAUAGUGGAGAGACCUUCGGUUCAAUACCUGCAUGAUCACUUCCCGGCGGUGGCUAUCGGCAAACUUGGACUGGUUCUGGCUGAAGGCAGGUCGCCUCGACUCACGGUCGACAGCUCGGUUAGUGGUGUCACGGCCGCUUGUCAGAUUCCAAAUCACAUGCUGCUGCCACGCAUAUCCGACGUUGAGGAUUGCGCUCCCUCCUGCCUAGGCCGCCAACCUUGGAUCACGGUUUCUUUGGAUGUGCGCAAGGCUCACCGCAUGGUCAUGGUGGAACACUGUGACCAGGCUUUGCUGGCCUUCACCUUCGAGGGACGCGUCUUUACGUCCAGCACCCUUAAUUUCGGGGCCAGAGCAUCCGCUUUUUGGUGGGCCAGAGUUGGUGGAGCCCUGAUUCGUCUGUCGCACGCAGCGAUCUGGCUUUCACAUCUGCUUUGGGGCUACGUGGACGAUUUUUUGGGAGGUUUUCGCGGCGAUGUGGCUCCGAUCUCUGCCUCCAUUUGGAUUCUCUUGCUCUUAGCACUGGGAGUACCACUUUCUUGGCCAAAGUGUGUCUGGUCGUCGGAGUGCAUUUGGAUUGGAUGGUCCAUCAAUCUUGAAAGCUGGGUUUGCGAGCUCCCGUCUGCGAAAAUUUCCAAAAUUCUUGAUCAAAUCGCUGAGCUACUUUCUGCUGGGGACAAGGUCAAGUUCAAAACUUUGGAAUCACUCAUUGGACGCCUCUUGUGGGUUACAGGCUUGUGGACGGUGCUUCGGCCUCUGCUGUCCCCAUUAUAUGCAGCUCUGCAGCGCUUACCAGCUUCUUCGGUUGGUGUCAGCCCUGAGCUGUGGGCUGCGAUCAAGCGCAACAUUGCGGAGGAUUGUGUGCUGAUCCGCUCGGUUGGGCAUCCGUCCUUCCAUAAAGGUGCUUGCAUCACUCGUGCGGCCAAUACUUUUGUGUCUUGCAAGCAGGAUCUUGAUCAGGUGCCAUUCAGGAAGCGCCGAUUGUGGGUCGAGGUUAAGGAUCCUGGGCAUCCGCUGCGAGUACUCGGGGAUGUCGGCAGGUCAAGCUUAAUUGCGUGGCGUGCCAUCUUCCAGGGAACCCCAAACUUGAAGGCGCUUCGCAGCCCACUCCCGCUGAAGGUCAUCGCGGAGGCGGAUGCCUUUGCCGAUGCGGAGGUGUCUGGAUUAGGAGGCUACGCCAUGUGGCCCAGUGGUCGCACUGUCUGGUUUUCCAUUAGAAAAGACAGUCAGGAGUGGGCUGCUCUCACUUCGUGGUUCCCUCCGCCCCUCCAGGCGCAUAUUUCGGCGUUGGAACUCCUGGCUCAAUUACUGCUGCUUUGGUGUGUCUUCGCCACUCUGCCUUCCAAUCGGGGACUAUGUCGGGCUUGCCUUCGUUCGGACAACUCCGGUGCAGAGGCAAGGGCCUUUCCUCGGUGCUGUCCAUGA